AUGUUUAAUCAAGUGCCCGGUCGCUGGAUCGUCAUAGGUGUCACUACCUUGAUCACAUUUCUCGCUGUUACUGCCCAAUGGUUCAUUCUCCUCCCGUUCUUUGCUGGCAUGGAUUCCAUGCUCACCGCCAAAACCCUGAUUCCCCUGAAUAUUGGACUUUGCAUGAUUUACAUUAAUUACUACUUGGCAUGCACCGUUGAUCCAGGUGAAGUACCUGCAACCUGGGAACCACCGUAUGCUGUGCUGGAGGAACAUGCACCUCAAGGGUUAACAGGCCCCCGAUUUUGCAAGACGUGUCAAGUUUAUAAGCCUCCACGAGCCCAUCAUUGUCGGUAUUGCCAGCGAUGUAUAUUGAAGAUGGAUCAUCAUUGCCCCUGGAUCAACAACUGUGUCGGCCAUGACAACUAUGGUCACUUUUUAAGAUUCGUCUUUUGGGUGGAUGUGACAUGUAGUUAUGCUCUUUCGCUGUUGAUAUGGCGCAUGUAUGCCAUGAUGGACAGCAAUCGACUCGAUUGGGAUUUCAUGCAACCCACAUUAUUCGAGACUGUAUUUCUUAUUGUUGACAUUGCAGCGAUUGUCAUUGUCAUACUCUGCGUAGGGAUUCUUAGUAUAUACCACUUGUACUGUAUUUGCCGAGGCCAAACCACCAUUGAGGGACGCGAAAGAACCAAAGUAAAGCGGCUCAUUCGACGGCGGAAAAUUGCUCCGAUUCAGUUUCCUUUCGAUGUCGGUAUCUAUCGAAACAUUAGUGCCGUACUAGGAAGCAAUCCUUUGCUUUGGAUGUGGCCUCAGCGCAUGGGUGGGGACGGUCUUUCAUUUCCUGUCCGACGCCACACAGGUGAGCUUGCGCUUCAACGCUUAUUUAGUUGCGGUAACUGA
This is a messenger RNA of Radiomyces spectabilis, 879 nucleotides long. RefSeq names its product zf-DHHC-domain-containing protein. The transcript has 4 exons. NCBI's taxonomy places the organism in Eukaryota, Fungi, Mucoromycota, Mucoromycetes, Mucorales, Radiomycetaceae. Gene Ontology annotation, molecular function: palmitoyltransferase activity. Bases 1 to 879 code for a protein of 292 amino acids. The record is from RefSeq and is a predicted model, not a curated record.